AUGUACGGCGGACCGUCAGCAGCACGCUCUCCCCCGCCACUGCAGCACCCGCGACCCCAGCACCCGCCGUCACAGAUCCCCUCGCAGUCCCCACCUCCCGACGCCUUUGCGUUCAGCUCGUCGAACACGUACCAGCGUUUCUCGUCUCCGCCAGUACAGGGCGGGUCGCAUCUCCAUCAGAACAUGGCGGCGCAGCAUGCGUACUCGCACGGCGGUGGGGCGACGCCGGACGCUUACAUCCCUGCUGGAGGAGGACCGUAUGGCGGACAAGCGCAGGGAGGGUAUGCGCCUUCGCCGCUGAGAGCGCAGGCGGGUAACGUUGCGUGGAUGGGCGGCGGGGCGGAUUCGGGACCUUCAGGGCCGAUGGGGUCGGGACUGGCGGGCGCGACGAGUCCCGGUGCUGGAGGAGCGGGACCUGGCGUAGGUGCGAACGGCGCGAUGGGUGGAUGGCCGGCGAUGGGCAACAUGGGCGGUAUGGGCGGGAUGAUGAACGAUGCGACGGCGCAGAUGGGCGUACAGUUCGGCAAACACGCCUUCACGGCCGGCCAGGCGUACCUCGACAAGAACUUUACGCGGCUCCUCCCUCUCGCGCACCUCAAGCACAGCUUCAACGUCUCGAACUCGUAUGUCGUCAACAAGAUUCGACUGAUCCUCUUCCCCUGGCGGCACAAGCCUUGGAGUCGGAGUGUCGUCCGGAACGAGUCGACAGGCGUCGCGGAAGGGUGGAAGCCGCCUCGGGAAGACCUCAACUGUCCGGAUCUGUACAUCCCAGCCAUGGCCCUCGUCACCUACAUCCUGCUCUCCGCCGUAACCGCCGGAAAAGCCGGUACCUUCGACCCCAACAUCCUCGGCAACUCUGCGAGUCGGGCAUUCGGGAUCCUCACGCUCGAGUUUGUCCUGAUCAAGCUGGGGUGCUACUUGUUGGGCAUUGGAGAGGAGGGGACCGUCGUGGAUUUGGUCUCGUACGAGGGGUACAAGUUUGUCGGCGUCAUCAUCGCACUCGUCGCUGGCUUGAUGGGCGCAACAGGCUGGACCUUCUGGCUCGUCUUUCUCUACGUCGUCCUUGCCAACUUUUUCUUCCAGCUCCGAUCCCUGCGCCACCUCGUCCUCCCCGACCCGUCCAUGUCACCUCUCGACCACGGCGGCGACCACAGCAUGCAGACGACUCCCUCGCACUCUCAGCGUGCCCGGCGGAUCCAGUUCUUGUUCGUGAUUGCGGCGGCACAGGGACUGAGUAUGGGCGUGCUGGUGAGGGUGUAG
This is a messenger RNA of Rhodotorula toruloides NP11, 1260 nucleotides long. RefSeq names its product ER to Golgi transport protein yif1. The record is from RefSeq and is a predicted model, not a curated record. Gene Ontology annotation, cellular component: COPII-coated ER to Golgi transport vesicle; endoplasmic reticulum-Golgi intermediate compartment; endoplasmic reticulum membrane. Gene Ontology annotation, biological process: endoplasmic reticulum to Golgi vesicle-mediated transport. The transcript is spliced from 4 exons. Lineage: Eukaryota; Fungi; Basidiomycota; Microbotryomycetes; Sporidiobolales; Sporidiobolaceae. The coding region runs from base 1 to 1260 and encodes 419 amino acids.